Messenger RNA from Uloborus diversus, 678 nucleotides. RefSeq lists its product as uncharacterized. Bases 146 to 577 code for a protein of 143 amino acids. The record is from RefSeq and is a predicted model, not a curated record. Lineage: Eukaryota; Metazoa; Arthropoda; Arachnida; Araneae; Uloboridae. The transcript has 3 exons.
GUCUGCUCGCUCGUAUGUAAAUCGAGUGAGUUAGAGUAUAAAUCGUCUGCGAAGGUUGUUCUGCGACACAGUAGUAAGCUCUCCGUGUGGAUAUAUCGUUUGGGGACGGGAUUUUUAUUCCUCGCGUCUCUGUGUUAACAAGAUCAUGGCGUUGAUGAAAACCUUUGUUUACAUCCUCUGUUUUACUCUCCUAAAAAUAGCAGCAUCAGCUCCAACAGAGGAAUCCCUGGAUCCAUGGGCGGAGAACGCGAUGACUGAAACAACAACCGAAUCAUCAACUUCCACCACCCCCACUAACGAAACUGUGACGGAAGAAAUGAAUUCCACCACAUCUAAUUCAACGGAAAUCAUCACCACAACCAUCGAAACCUCAAACUCGACAGAAGAGACAUUCGAAGCAGAUAUCAUAGAUGAAACGAUACCUUGGGAAUAUGAACAAGAAACUACUGUAGUAGUCCCAACAGCUUCACCUAAGCCUGAUAAACCCAGUUCGGCAAGUUCAGCCUAUUUACAUUGCCUAGCUUUCGUCUUUGCUUGUAGUGUGUUGUCAUCAGAAAAGUUACUGUUUCGUUUAUAGUCUAUGAACUUUAUUCUUAUUUGUUUUAACUUAUUUGUUACCUUGCAAUUUUGCCAAGAGGGCAACAUGUAAAUAGUUUAAAUAAAUUGUUAAUAACUUUU